This is a messenger RNA of Trichomycterus rosablanca, 2051 nucleotides long. It is a transcript of the gene bmb, whose product is annotated as brambleberry. The transcript has 13 exons. The record is from RefSeq and is a predicted model, not a curated record. The coding region runs from base 1 to 1893 and encodes 630 amino acids. Lineage: Eukaryota; Metazoa; Chordata; Actinopteri; Siluriformes; Trichomycteridae.
AUGAUUCAGAGAAAUUUGGUGAACCUGGGAUCAUGGUUGCUGCAGUUAUGCGUGUUGACCAUUCUAUGUGGAAGAGCUGAUGCUUUGUUUGACUGGAUGAAGAAAGAACCAACAGCUCCAGCAUCUGUACCCCCAACUAUGCUUCCUGCCCCUACUACUCUCCAGGGGCAAGCCCUGCCUUUUGAAAUAAGUGCUGCUGAUGAAAAAAUCUUGGCUGAAGCUAAACAAAUGGAUUUGAGUCCUCUAGACAGCUGCCACUUUAAGGUUGUCCGUCAGCUUAAGGCUACCUGCAAUGGCCUUUCAGAAGAACAGCUGGCCAAACUGGGAGUGGCUUUAUUCAACUGUCAGUCAGAAAUAGAGGGUCGCAAGACUUACCUUUGCACUAAUGAAAUGUCUAUUAAAGAGUGCACAGCUGACAUGGAUUCUGACACAUGGAACGCAUAUCACAUUGUCAGCAACCGGGCACGUGCCGUAUGUUAUGCCACACGCCAGCACCAGUUCCGUCGUCAGGCAGAGGUCACUGUAAAUGCACUCAUCUCAACUGCAACGAGUCAGCUUGAUGCUAUGAAGGAUUUGAAGGAGGGCCAGCAGGAGCUAAGGGACAUAACUGCUGCAUCCCUGGACAGGCUGUUGGAGGGUCACAGUGCCUUAAAGCUCCAGCAGGGGGCGCUAAUGGAGGGCCAGGAGCAGUUGGAUGCUUCGAUCAGUGCCAAUCUGCAGAGACUGUCGCAGGAGAAAGCUCUGAUUAGUACUGGGCAGCAGCUAGUGGCACAGCUUAUUCAGGGAAUUACACAAAAAAUAGAAAAUGUCAGUGAGCAGUUAAAAGGACAAGGAACAGAUGUGCAGGAAGGCCAUCAGUCUAUUCUGCAUGACCUUGCGGAAGUCAGAGGACGUGCUCAGGAAAUCUACAGUAAAAUGGAGCUUAAUUUAAAUGGAGUCAUGCAGCAGCAGAACACAACAGUGAAGUUCUAUUCUGAGCUCAUGGCUAAACUGGAACGGAUGAACGGCACUCUGGGUUAUAUGCUGACGUACCUGGACAGCAUGCAGAGCCGGCUAGAAGACAGACUACAUAUGAUCCAAGGCUACCUGGGAUGGGCUGGUCUGAGUCUGCGUGCUGUGUGGACAUGUGUGAUGCAUGCUGGGUAUUUCCUGUUGUCUGCGGUGCUGCUAUCCUUUUUGCAGUGUCCUAGAUUUUCCCGUAUCUCUCUGCUCAUCACUGUGCCUGUCAACGCCAUUGCUGAGGUCAAUCAGCAGUCAGCCCUUGAUCUGGUCACACUCUCUCUGCUGCUCUUUACACUUUCACUAGGCCGCUGGUUUGUGCUGCAAUUGUUGUGGGCCGUUUCUAAACUGAAGGCCUCAAAGUCCAGCCAGGACACUGCUGCUCAUUAUCUUCCAGCUCCUCCAGCUAAGAAAACUCCAGAAAAAUCUACCAACCCUGGAUGCGGCCCAGCGACCUCUUCAACACCUUUAGAAGAGAGCCUGGAUUUUGAUUUUGAGAUGGAGAGGCCAUGCCAGGACAGCUUCAUGACAGGUGACCCUUACAUGGUGGCUGUAUCUCCAGCUCACAGUUAUGGGCCAUCCAGGCGCAGCUGUCCCUCUUUAGGCACUCCUAGCCACUCUACACCCAGACUGAAAAGUCGACUUAGCCUUGGUGGGGCUGUUCUUGAGAGUGUUGCCCAAAGGAAUCUGGGAGGUGUCUUGGACACAGUGAGUCAAUCCCGUAGUUCCAGCCCUAAUCAUUCAGUUAACAGCAACAGUUCCUUCUUGGGGCGUCCACUAUGUUCUGGCAUUACCAGGCUUGGACAGCCUUGUAAGAAGAAAGCACUGUUGGGCCAGGAUUUCUGUAGGGUACAUGAGGGAGGGCAUAACUCUUAUAGUAACAUUGGAAGCUGAGCAGCGAGCACUGGAUUCUGUUGCAGCAGUGAAUGUACUGUGUGUAUGUGCAGCUCUAACAUGUUCCUUUUUAUCACUUUGUCAUUGUGGCUUUUUUAAAUUUAUUCUUUUGUGUUUAAUACAAAUCUGACUUUAUAAUAAACUUUUACAAAACAUAA